AUGUGUGGUAUCUUUGCUUGCCACGGUCAUCCGUCGAUAGCAACCUUCAAGACCACUGCCCUUCAGUGUGUCAAAUGCCUGCGGCACCGUGGUCCUGACUGGUCGGGCAACUGGACGGGCAACAACACCAUCCUCUGCCAUGAACGCCUUAGUAUAGUGGGAGUGGACAGCGGGGCGCAGCCCCUGGUCAACGAUGAAGGGACGAUUGCGCUGGCCGUCAAUGGCGAAAUCUACAACCACCGAAUCCUGCGCAAGCACCUGACCGUCCCGUACAGCUUCAAGACUCACAGUGACUGCGAGGUCAUCAUCCCCCUCUACCAGCAAUAUGACACGGACGCCCCGAAACAUCUGGACGGCAUGUUUUCCUUCGUCCUCUAUGACAAGGACCAAGACCGGACAGUCGCAGCGCGGGAUCCCAUUGGCAUCACGUCUUUCUAUCUUGGACGGUCCAGUGAAACACCCGGUGCUGUCUUUUUCGCCUCCGAACUCAAAGCCCUCGCCUCCGUCUGCGACGACAUCGUUUCGUUCCCGCCAGGUCACAUUUACGAUUCCAAGACCGAUAAGAUGACCCGAUAUUUUGAACCAACAUGGUGGGAUCCUACUAGGGUUCCAUCCACGCCCGUCGAUUACAAGUUGAUCAGGAAGACGUUGGAAAAAUCCGUGCUCAAGCGGCUGAUGGCCGAGGUGCCUUAUGGCGUUCUGCUGUCCGGUGGUCUCGACUCGAGCUUGGUGGCUUCAAUUGCGCAGAGAGAGUCCCUCCAACAGCAAGCACUGGCCAAGCGUCAGACUAAUGGCGUCGUCAACGGCGAGGUUAAUGGUGAAGUUAACGGGUACCGAACCCCCAAAACCGGCGAGAGGUUGGUGGGCAUUGACGACGACGACGAGUUAUCAACAGUCACAUUCCUACCUCAACUGCACUCUUUCUCCAUUGGUCUUCCUGAUGCCCCUGAUACGAAAGCGGCCAUCGAAGUGGCCAAGUUCCUAGGUACCAAACAUCAUGAUUUUACCUUCACAAUCCAAGAAGGACUGGACGCUCUGUCAGAUGUCAUCUACCACCUCGAGACCUAUGAUGUCACCACAGUCCGCGCCUCCACGCCCAUGUACCUACUGUCUCGGAAAAUCAAGGCCCUGGGCGUCAAGAUGGUCCUGAGCGGUGAGGGAAGCGACGAAAUCUUUGGAGGAUAUCUGUACUUCCACGCUGCUCCAAGCAAGGAAGAGUUUCACAAAGAGACUGUCCGCAGAAUCAAGAAUCUGCAUUUGGCGGACUGUCUUCGUGCGAAUAAAUCCACGUCGGCGUGGGGCGUUGAAGCUCGCGUACCAUUUCUGGAUAAGCAGUUCCUAGAGGUUGCCAUGAACAUAGACCCGGCGGAGAAGAUGAUCACCAAGGGCCGGAUAGAGAAGUACAUUUUGCGCAAAGCAUUUGACACCACGGACGAGCCUGAUGUCGAACCUUAUUUGCCAGAGCAUAUCUUGUGGCGCCAAAAGGAGCAGUUCAGCGACGGCGUGGGUUAUGGCUGGAUUGACGCGUUGAAGGACAACGCCGAGAUCAACGUGACGGACGAGAUGAUGGCCAACCCCAAGCCGGAAUGGGGCGACGAUGUGCCGACCAGCAAGGAGGCCCACUGGUAUCGUCUGAUGUUCGAUGAGCAUUUCCCGCAGUAUUGCGCGUCGACUGUCAUGCGAUGGACUCCCACCUGGUCGAAACAGACUGAUCCCAGCGGACGAGCAAUUGCAACCCAUCUGGCGCGAUACGAGGACGAAGCUGGUUCGUGA
This is a messenger RNA of Cladophialophora psammophila CBS 110553, 1773 nucleotides long. RefSeq names its product asparagine synthetase [glutamine-hydrolyzing] 2. NCBI's taxonomy places the organism in Eukaryota, Fungi, Ascomycota, Eurotiomycetes, Chaetothyriales, Herpotrichiellaceae. The transcript is spliced from 2 exons. The record is from RefSeq and is a predicted model, not a curated record. Gene Ontology annotation, cellular component: cytosol. The coding region runs from base 1 to 1773 and encodes 590 amino acids. Gene Ontology annotation, molecular function: asparagine synthase (glutamine-hydrolyzing) activity.